AUGGCAAAGGUAGUCAAUGGGAUGAUGAAGGACGGGUACAAUGAACCAGCGGAUGAUGAGCAUCAGACAGUGAACCUAAUUGUUGCAUUGAAAAAGACACGAGUGAAAGACAGAUCAGCUUUGUACUUUCUCUAUAAUGCAGUAGAUGAAUAUGGAUUCGAAAAAAUAGCUCAUGCAAAGUCAGGAAAAGAAGCAUGGGAAAUUUUGAAGGUGGCACCCAAAGGAGAUACCCGAGUGAAGUCAAGCAAGUGUUACAAUUGUGGCAAGGUUGGUCAUAUUGCAAAGUAUUGCAAGACCGAGACAAAGGGGGAGACAAAUCUCGUUACUGUAGAUGGUGAAGAAAAGUGUGGAAUCCUGUUGAUGGCAAAGAGCUUGGAUACAGUGGACAUGGAGAGCCCGAUCCCAACAAUGGAUGAAGUGAACUCGGUUGAGCUUGAGGUGUUGAAGAAGGCGACUCAUGAAAAAGAAGAGAAAACAUCUAGUGUUCUUGAAGCAGACGAAGAGGAAGAUGAAGAUGUUGAGAAGAACCCUAUGAAGAUGUCGGUCGAGAUGGUUGAGAAAUCGCCUGAGGCAAGAGCGGCACAUGAUAACCACGCGGACGGAGCACAAGUGCGUCCAGCAGGAAGAUUUCAAGGUCACCUAUCGAUCUUCCGGUUGAAUUUGACGGCUGCGAUUAGGCCCGAGACGGGGCUUGUUUGGGUGAUGGUGGUGAACAAUGAAAUUGGAGUAGUUCAGCCGGUGGAGGAAAUUGGGAGAAUUUGCAAGGAGUUUAAUGUGUCGUUUCACACUGAUGCGGCUCAGGCGUUGGGGAAGAUUCCCAUUGAUGUUGUUGAGUGGGCAUAA
This is a messenger RNA of Vigna radiata var. radiata (mung bean), 843 nucleotides long. RefSeq lists its product as uncharacterized. Gene Ontology annotation, cellular component: cytosol; mitochondrion. Gene Ontology annotation, molecular function: nucleic acid binding; zinc ion binding; cysteine desulfurase activity. The transcript has 5 exons. Bases 1 to 843 code for a protein of 280 amino acids. NCBI's taxonomy places the organism in Eukaryota, Viridiplantae, Streptophyta, Magnoliopsida, Fabales, Fabaceae. The record is from RefSeq and is a predicted model, not a curated record. Gene Ontology annotation, biological process: iron-sulfur cluster assembly.